Thalassophryne amazonica is the source of this 2073-nucleotide messenger RNA. RefSeq names its product beta-galactosidase-1-like protein 2. The coding region runs from base 91 to 1905 and encodes 604 amino acids. Gene Ontology annotation, molecular function: beta-galactosidase activity. NCBI's taxonomy places the organism in Eukaryota, Metazoa, Chordata, Actinopteri, Batrachoidiformes, Batrachoididae. Gene Ontology annotation, cellular component: vacuole. The transcript has 19 exons. Gene Ontology annotation, biological process: carbohydrate metabolic process. The record is from RefSeq and is a predicted model, not a curated record.
ACAAUACGUAGAUUGUGUUGUCCACUGUGGCCUCCCAGCACUGUCAUCUAUUCAAAAGCUCCAGCCUCAAGACAUAAUCUUAACGUAAGAAUGAGCUGUGUGGAGGGUCUGAGGGCCAACGGCUCUCAGUUCACGCUGGAAGGAAAACCCUUCCUCAUCCUGGGAGGUUCCAUCCAUUACUUCCGAGUCCCUAGAGCCUACUGGGAAGACCGGCUGCUGAAGAUGAAAGCCUGUGGCCUCAAUACACUCACGACAUAUGUGCCAUGGAACCUGCAUGAGCCUGAGAGGGGAAUGUUUAACUUCCAGGACCAGUUGGAUUUAAAGGCUUACAUCACCUUAGCAGCAGAGCUGGGCCUGUGGGUGAUCCUGCGGCCUGGACCUUACAUCUGCGCUGAAUGGGAUUUGGGGGGGUUGCCGAGCUGGUUGUUACAGGAUAAGCACAUGCAGCUGAGGACAACAUACCCUGGAUUUGUUGACGCUGUUAACAUCUACUUUGACAGGCUUGUCCCUGUUAUCAAACCACUGAUGUUUGAAGAGGGAGGUCCGAUCAUUGCAGUCCAAGUUGAGAAUGAGUAUGGAUCCUAUGCAAAAGAUGAGAAAUACCUGCUGUUUAUAAAAAAUUGUUUCCAGUCCCGAGGCAUCAACGAGCUUCUUCUGACGUCAGACAACUGGGAUGGUUUGAGCUACUGUGGUGUUGAAGGAGUGUUAAAAACAAUAAACCUUCAGAGACUGUCUUUUGGAGCUAUCCAGUACUUAGCCGAAAUGCAGCCUCACAAACCUCUGAUGGUGAUGGAGUAUUGGUCUGGUUGGUUUGACCUGUGGGGAGAGCAUCACCAUGUUUUCAAUGCUGAAGAUAUGGUAGCGGUGUUGUCAGAGAUCUUGGAGAGAGGCGUCUCCAUUAAUCUGUAUAUGUUCCACGGUGGGACAAACUUUGGAUUCAUGAAUGGAGCAAUUGACUUUGGCACCUACAAACCUCAGGUCACCAGUUAUGACUAUGAUGCUCCUUUAUCUGAGGCUGGAGACUACACCAAAAAAUAUCAACUCUUGAGGAUGCUAUUUAGCCAGUACCACUCAAAGCCUCUUCCUGAUACCCCCUCUCUUCAGGAGAGGAGAGUUUAUCGAGCUGUCAUCCAGCAGCACCUGUCACUGUGGGACAGUCUGCAUUUUACUGACAAGCCAUACAGGUCGGAAAGACCAGUGAACAUGGAGAAUCUUCCCGUCAACAAUAACAACGGUCAGACAUACGGCUACACUCUGUAUGAAACCACCAUCACCAGUGGAGGAAGCCUCAACUCUAAGAACAACAUCAAAGACAGAGCACUGGUUUUUGUGGACAAACAAUGUGUUGGUAGUUUGGAUUACAAGAGUCAGGAGGUAGCACUUCCAGAUGGAAAGGGAGAAAGGACCUUGAGUUUACUUGUGGAAAACUGUGGAAGAGUGAAUUUUGGGAAGGCCCUGGAUGAACAGCGUAAAGGUAUUGUGGGAGACAUUGUGUUGAAUCAUGUCCCCCUGAAAGGCUUCACUGCCUUCUGUUUAGAUAUGAAGCCCGGCUUUAUCAAACGUCUAAUACAUUCAGGUCACUGGAAAUCUGAGCUCAAGCAACCCACCUUACCGGGGUUCUUCAUGGCCAGAAUGCAUGUGGAUGGUCCACCAAGAGACACCUUCAUCCAUCUCCCUGGUUGGGGUAAAGGAGCCAUUUUUGUCAAUGGACAGAAUCUGGGACGCUAUUGGGCCGUAGGUCCCCAACAGUUCCUAUACCUCCCACAACCAUGGCUCAAAAGUGGAUAUAAUCAGAUCAUUGUUUUUGAGGAGGCAAAGGUCGAUGACAAAAUAACUUUUGCUGAAAACCCUGAUCAUGGCAAGACAGUUGACGUUUACAAGCUUCCUUUUUGUACACUGCUGUGAAAGUCGUUUCCAGCAAUACACAAGCUUGACUUCUUUCUCUUCAAACCCCCCCUCCCCCACACUAUCACCAAAUCAAAUACCAUGGUAAAAUCGGCCAUCCUUUCCCAUUUCGUACACCACUUCUCUGCCCUACUUUCCAUCUUCCAUGUACCAUCCUAAUCAUCUCCC